Sinocyclocheilus grahami is the source of this 668-nucleotide messenger RNA. RefSeq names its product NADH dehydrogenase [ubiquinone] iron-sulfur protein 8, mitochondrial-like. Gene Ontology annotation, biological process: mitochondrial respiratory chain complex I assembly; mitochondrial electron transport, NADH to ubiquinone. The transcript is spliced from 8 exons. Gene Ontology annotation, cellular component: membrane; respiratory chain complex I. The coding region runs from base 93 to 668 and encodes 191 amino acids. NCBI's taxonomy places the organism in Eukaryota, Metazoa, Chordata, Actinopteri, Cypriniformes, Cyprinidae. Gene Ontology annotation, molecular function: NADH dehydrogenase activity; 4 iron, 4 sulfur cluster binding. The record is from RefSeq and is a predicted model, not a curated record.
CUCACUUCCGGCGUUGUGCAUGUGCAUUUUCUCAAUCGUCCGCUGUUCUGGUUGAGAAGGCCAAAUAGCGAGUGUCCGUGCACUUCAUUGAGAUGUCUGCGGCAUUACGUGUGGUCUACACCGUAUCCAGGCCAGGGUCAUUUCUGGCCAGACAAAAUCUUGUACGUCCUCUCAGCCUAUCCGCACACAGAGCAGGGAUUAAAUAUGUUAAUAAUCAGGAGGAAGCCACAGAUAUGAAGUCCAUCACGGACCGUGCAGCUCAGACUCUUUUGUGGACAGAGCUGUUCAGAGGUUUGGGAAUGACCAUGAGCUAUCUUUUCCGUGAACCUGCCACAAUCAACUACCCGUUCGAGAAGGGCCCUCUAUCGCCCCGUUUCCGUGGCGAGCAUGCGCUGCGCAGGUACCCCUCUGGAGAGGAGCGGUGCAUUGCAUGUAAACUUUGUGAGGCCAUUUGUCCAGCCCAGGCCAUCACCAUUGAGGCAGAACCUCGUGUUGACGGCAGCAGGCGAACAACGCGUUAUGACAUAGACAUGACCAAAUGCAUCUAUUGUGGCUUUUGCCAGGAGGCCUGCCCUGUGGAUGCUAUUGUAGAGGGUCCCAACUUUGAGUUCUCCACAGAGACUCAUGAGGAAUUGCUUUAUAAAAAUUCUGUGUAUUCUGUUUUCUGA